CUGGGUGUACUUUAAACAACGUUCUCACGCAUAUAUCAUAUCAUUGUUUGCCAAUAAAUUAAACAUCUUUUUACUCGACGUUACAAAAUCGUCCUAGUCAAAUACAACAGACGGUGAAAUUUAAAAGUGUCAAAUUUCUAACAUGGAAGUCAAGUUGAAACAUUGUAUAUGAAGUUCGAACGCAAUCCCGACACUGAUGUUUAUGUUCAAGUCUACUUUCCUGUAUCUCUUCCUGUUAAAGAUAUACACCUUCAGUGAUGCCGUUGAUAAAAUCAAAGAACAAGAUUCGGUAAUUUCUGAAAGAGUUAAACGGAAUGUGGAAACCAUCAUUAUAGAAACUGUUGUUAUUUUGGAUGCCGACUAUAUAUCUUAUUUAAAAGCAAAGGGGCAUAAUACAAAUGAGUCCUUGUACGAACUUGUUGCGCUAAAAUGGAUGGGGGCGCAAGCAGAGUGGGGUAGGAAAGAUGUGUUUGGUUAUGACGUACGGAUAGCGAUAAAAGAUAUUGUUCUAUGGGAAACUAAUCCGACAUGGUUUGUGCCAUCAACCGAAUUAGAUACAACAUUAUAUCGGCUAUGUUCUGGAACAAAGUCAAGAGGUCUAUGGAAAGACUAUGAUCACAUUUUUUUAUUCACUGGGAAGAAAAACACCGACGGAUAUUCUGGAAAGGCAAACACAGGAGAAAUUUGUCAGGACGGGGGCAAAUGUGCCUUGUCUGCUAUUACUAGUGUGGUCGAAUAUGUUAUCACUGCACAUGAACUUGGACAUAGUAUGGGGAUGGGCCACGACGGAGAUGUUGGAUGUCCGAGCCCCAAUGAUGGCAUCAUGGGCAGUAGAUCAUUAAGCUGGAGUCGCUGCAGUGUCGGUGCAAUGGAACACCUUUUAAAAAAAUCAACGGCGUCAUGUCUUUUUACAACAAAUAUUCCUGCAAAUGAUAAAAUAAAUAUAACGGAGGCAUGGCCAGGAAUGGUUUACAGCAAUGAUGAAAUCUGUGGGUUCAAACAUGGACCGGGAUUCCGGUACAAGGCCAAUAACGAGAAACAAUGUCCAUCAUAUCAAUGUGUGAAUCUAAACACGACAUCUUCAUUUUAUGGAGUCAGCUUCAGUUAUAUCACACCUACAGACGGCGGUAAUUGUGGACAAGAAAUGGUAUGUGUUUCAAGAAAAGUAGAUGGAAGCAACUGUAUUAGUUGGAACUCUACAGGUCUGGAUAGACUUCUAUUUAAAACAGUUAAAGGAAACUGGUCACCUUGGGCGGAAAUGACGUCAUGUAGUCGCACGUGUGGAACUGGCGUCCGAUAUAGACAAAGAACUUGUAAUAAUCCAAAACCACAGAAUAGUGUAUGGUGCGAAGGCAACGAAUAUGAUGCAGAAAUAUGUAAUACUGAGGUAUGUGAGAAUGAUAGUUUGGUAGAAUCACAGAUUAUAAAACAACGUGCUAGUGAAACAUGCAGCUACUGGAAGACUAACAACGUUUAUGCAGCCAUUGAAGAGGAUCACACCAAUUACCUCAACACGGGCAAAAAAUACAAUAACAAUAAUGGUCAGUGCGAGGUAAAAUGCGACAGGGUAAGUAAUUAUACGGGAGGAAAAAAUAAACGGAAUGGUUUAAUGCCGAACGGUACGCCUUGUUCACCCUUACAAUUAUCAUCCUUUGUUGAGAAAAACAAUUUACCGAGAAGAUCGGGAAUGUUCGGAAAAUGUAUCCAUGGUCAGUGCUAUUUAUUUGGCUGUGAUAACAAGACCGGAAAUCCCCCACUAACACGUGACCGUUGUGGCGUCUGCGACGGAAACAACUCCACUUGUACAACAGUAGAAGGUGUUUAUGAAAUCAUCGUAGGAAAAGGUCAGCGAGGUAUAAUUGACGUUGUGCCAGCAAAUGCAUCUCUUAUACAGUUCUACUUUACAUAUGGGACUAUGAAAAACCAUUUCCUAGAACUACGUACACCGGAUACGGACACGGGAGUGAUUAUAUUCAGAACGCUGGACACAACAAAAGAUCCAGUGAAAUUUGCAGGAACUGAAUGGUAUUUGUUAUGGUCUAAACAAUACUUAUAUGCAGAAGGACCUUUAACCCAGGAUGUCGUUAUAAAGCUGUACAAUUAUGGAACGUUCAACAACACAGGAGUCAAGUUCGCUUAUUCUCUUCCUAAACCAUAUGAAGAUACAACAACAACAACUUUAUCAACAUCAACAUUACCUACAACCACUCAAUCAAAACAGCAAAAUUUCUCAUCGUCAACAUCAAUACCUCUGAGUUCUUCUACACAUAUUUCACGAGCAGCCAAAGUAUUGAAACGACAGAGAGUUCGUUAAACAAUGAUAAUAGUAUUAUAAUAGGUGUUGUUGUUGGAGCUUCUGUUGUUUUUGUCCUCGUUGUUGUUGUUGUUGUUUUGGUGGUGUUAGCCAUGCGACGCAGGAGAAACUCCUCACACUCUUUUGACUGGGCUUGGAAAUAAUACAUUCAGCACGUAGAUAGAAGAUUUCCCAAAGGUGCUGCGGUCGAAGAUUUGAACAUUGCCGGGGAAAAAAAUCAGUUACACGUUAAACAUAAUAUUUUAUUUAAGCAACUUUUCAGGACACCCUCCGGAUAAGAAGCUUGAGAUGAAUUUACACAGAUAUUAUCUUAAAGGAUAUAUUCCAACACUUGGUGUUUUUUACCGACAUACUGUAUUUUUAUACAUGUACAAAUGUAACCCUGGUUUCAGUCAUUUUAAUAUUCAAAUAACUUCAUCCAUGUUUGAAACGAUGCCGCCUAAAAGAUAUUACAGAUAAGAUUUAUUAUCCUUUUAAUACAUCAUUUAUGUAUGACUGUUCAUUUAUGUAUGACUGGUUAUGAAAAAUGUCAAUUAUUUUGUAUUGGGUUCAAACGUUUAGACGCAAUAUGUUUUACUUUUUUAAUGUUUAGUUAAACUUAUCGACCAUUUCACUAUAUAGGGCAUUAUUUUGAGUGGACACAUUAUCAAAAUGUUUAUUUCAGAUAUAAAGCGCAAGUGAUGAGACCAAAGAUAUAUUUUACCCUGUUUCACUUUCAUAUUUUUCUUUGACAUGACACAAGACAAUAUUUGUUAAUUUCAAAAUCGAGAAAAAAAGCAACAAACAAACGAAUUUGAUAAGAAACUAAUGCGCAUUUGUUAGGAUUGGCUACUUGUAUGGCAAUGGAAAAUUGUUUAAAAAUAAAAAUCAUUAAUUUUAUUUAAAAUAUUAGUUCAAGGGGGACAAUCGUGAUAAUGAUAUUUCAACAGUUUGUGUAGUGUUUAAGUAAUUUUAUUAAAAUACAUUAGGAUAAUAUGAAAUCAUUUUAAAAGUGGCAUUAUUUCAAACUAAUUUUACAUGUUUAUGGAUACUUGAGUUGGAAAGACGAAUGUCGUCCUUGCCACGCCGCCAUCGUCACGAGCACAAUUCAACAUUUGAGCCGUGUCACGACAAAACAAACAUAAUGUGUUUGCGACCAGCAUGGAUCCAGACCAGCCUGCACAUCCGCGCAGUCUGAUCAGGAUCCAUGCUGUUCGCUAUCAGUUUCUGUACUUGUAAUAGGGUUUGUAAGCGAACAGCAUGGAUCCUGAUCAGACUGCGCGGAUGCGCAGGCUUGUCUGGAUCCAUGCUGGUCGCAAACCCACUAUGUUGUUUUUGUCGUGACGCGGCUCAAUUUGAAUAAUGAUAGCUAAUGACGUAUUUCAUUAUUUUGUAACAAUUAUUAAAAUGUGUUCAUAUGACCGAUUUAAAUAAUGAUUGGGGUCCAAACAUUAACGAUUAUUUUAGUACAAAGGAUUCUUUUUAUCAAAAUUAUGCAAUAUUAGGUUUACAUACUGUUUCGAUCAUUAAUUGAUAUUUGUUAACCCAUUUUUCAUUAAUGAUAACAGAUAAAUUUUCAAAGAUACUAAUAUAAUAAUGCUUCUCUUUCAUCAAACUGUUUAAUAUUUAGGUUCCAAGAUAUACUGCCUCUAUAAAAUUCAUUGUAAUAAAGAAACAUGUUUUGUUUAAUGAAAGUCUUCCGUCACCAACCAAAUUACUUUCCCUGUAUUAGGUUUGAUUAAAAAGCGAUUGGUCAAUAAUUAUUUGUAUUGCUCAGGCUCAUAUAAGUAAGCAAGUAAGACUAUACCACCCCUUUAAUCUUUGCCUCAGUCACCACCCCAACUCUACCGAGCUUUGAAUGAUUUUUCAACUCCUUGAGUUUUCGACCUCCUUUAAAAUAACUGAUUUUUAACGUUUUUGAUUCUUUAAAAGUAAAGAAAUUAUAUCUUAAAUUUGAGAAAAACAUUAAAGCAAUUAUAGUUUCAAUUGUAGAAUCGAACUUUAUAGCACUAAAUACAAAAUGAAGUUUGAUAUGCACGGAAGUACACGAGACAAUUUCCUGGUGGACAAGAAAAAGUGGACAUGGAAAAAAUAGAUACUGGCUUGAAAAAAGUGUUUACUACAUAACAACUGAUAAAUAUUUAUUUGACUUUCAAAAUUAUAGGGUACAUAUAUAUUAUUAUUACGCAUGUGUAUAAAUAUAAUUUCUUUUUCACAUCAAUUUUGUAUAUAUGCCUGUGUUACUGCUUUGUAUGAAUAAUAAAAUAACGACUGAAUAU
Messenger RNA from Ruditapes philippinarum (Manila clam), 4572 nucleotides. RefSeq names its product A disintegrin and metalloproteinase with thrombospondin motifs 18-like. Lineage: Eukaryota; Metazoa; Mollusca; Bivalvia; Venerida; Veneridae. The record is from RefSeq and is a predicted model, not a curated record. The transcript has 23 exons. Gene Ontology annotation, molecular function: metalloendopeptidase activity. Gene Ontology annotation, cellular component: extracellular matrix. Gene Ontology annotation, biological process: extracellular matrix organization; proteolysis. The coding region runs from base 197 to 2314 and encodes 705 amino acids.